Messenger RNA from Colletotrichum destructivum, 1384 nucleotides. RefSeq lists its product as uncharacterized. NCBI's taxonomy places the organism in Eukaryota, Fungi, Ascomycota, Sordariomycetes, Glomerellales, Glomerellaceae. Bases 507 to 806 code for a protein of 99 amino acids. The transcript is spliced from 3 exons. The record is from RefSeq and is a predicted model, not a curated record.
CACCUCACUGGGAUAUUUUGCCGACUGCCAACGUGGACUUUGCGCAACAGCGAGCAUUUCUGAACUCGAAUUUUCCGCCUCAUCAGUAUCAUGCAAUGGUAUCGUCGCUGAAUGGAAAAUGCAAUCUUGCAUCUCCAAGCGCGCCAUCAUGACCGAGGCAAGAGAUCUUCUCGACUAGAAGACUCUUGAUUUGCAGAUGUCUUUUUAGACAUCUUUUCGAGGAUACCCACGCCGUCUUCAACAGGAUCUUGUCUGUGCAGACAUCAACUCUGCGCACGGGUUCGAAUCCAUGUACCUUAUCUCGAGUGAGAUAUGGGAGAGACACGAAUAGCUUUGAGCAACAAUGUCCCUCUUUCCAACGACUUAUUCACUCUCCUGGCUUCUGGACGCCUUGGUUUUGGUCUGCUGCUGGGGUUUUGUGAUUUCUUUUUCCAUUUGCCUGUUUACUUGACGCUUAGUAGGAGUCGAAAUCCUCCUCCCUUCACCCCAACCACCGCCAGCCUGCGAUGAUGAUAACUUUCACAUCAAGGUUACGGGAUCAUCAGUGCCGUGGUUCUGCGAAGAGCCCUCCACGCGAUGACAAGACCAGCACCAAAGAACAGAGAUCUGAGCAGGCGCCAUCUGGGGGUUCCCUCAGCAUGGAUGUCAUCGUUGCGCCGCUUCACGGCUGGCGCUCGUUCCUGGGAUCUCGUGCCGCAAUGACGACAAUUUGCAAAAGUCUAGAAGCAACGUUUCUCGGGCCAUGGCCUCACUCCCCCAGGAGUGUGGUUCGCCCUCAGAGCACGCUCAUGACAGGACGUAUAUAGUUUUCAAUCGGAGCUGGCCGAUCUUAGGACCGCCUGCCAAGCGGCGGCGCAGUGAGAGAAUAUAGAAUUGCCCGGUGAUGACACGAAGUCCAAAUAAGCCAAAGUUGCAGGCAGCACGAGGGCACAUCCAGUCACUAUGGCGGAGUCCUAUCGGCCGUUGUCCGUGAGAACAUGAGAGAGCUAAUCUGAGGGCAAUUCUACGGGUUGGGGUAAGGUGUGUCAGUCAAGUGAUUUGAUGCUGGGGUUAUAAGAGUGUUCUUUAAGUUAAGAUUGGGUGUUGAGUCACCUAAGCUGUAGGUGGAUUGUACCAGCUUAGAAUGGACUGCUUAUUUCUGGAGCGUUUGGCAUGAUGUUUGUUGAAGAAUCUCGCUUGAGUUUCCUCAAAAUCGCCAUGUUGCUCAUGUUUCCACCUCUUGCCCGCUGCUCCGGAUUAGCGGCCCCGCAUGCCGCCGCAAACGGUGACUCGAUGACUUUCUGCGCCGGCGAAUCACAGUUUGAGCCGAAGCGGGCUUCCGUAUCGCCCGUGUCUCACACCAUCAUGAGCUGGUCCAACCCAUAUUGUGUUUUCGAGCCGUGGA